Molecule: messenger RNA, 4380 nt
Organism: Haplochromis burtoni (Burton's mouthbrooder)
Lineage: Eukaryota; Metazoa; Chordata; Actinopteri; Cichliformes; Cichlidae
Gene: mnat1
Product: MNAT1 component of CDK activating kinase
Exons: 8
Coding region: 145-1050 (301 amino acids)
Biological process (GO): nucleotide-excision repair; regulation of transcription by RNA polymerase II; positive regulation of cyclin-dependent protein serine/threonine kinase activity
Cellular component (GO): transcription factor TFIIH holo complex
Molecular function (GO): cyclin-dependent protein serine/threonine kinase activator activity
Source: RefSeq, a predicted model, not a curated record
UUCCUGUCGGACCUCAUUUUGUGUAACGCAGUGGUUCGCAGCUUGGAAUCUGACAGGAGAGCUGCAGGUUAUUGACGUGUUUUGUUUUGUUUCUGAAGUGCUUUUUAUUAUUGCCAUUAUUUUUUUAGUGUGGUGCAGACAGAAAUGGACGAACAGGGCUGUCCGAGAUGUAAAACAACCAAAUACAGAAACCCGUCGCUGAAGCUGAUGGUGAACGUCUGCGGCCACACGCUAUGCGAGAACUGCGUUGAGAUGCUGUUCGUUCGCGGCUCGAGCAACUGCGUGCAGUGCGACACGCCUUUGAGGAAGAGCAACUUCCGCGUGCAGCUCUUCGAGGACCCGACAGUAGAUAAGGAGGUGGAGAUUCGUAAGAAAGUGCUGAAGAUUUACAACAAGAGAGAUUUUGACUUCCCCAGCCUGAGAGAAUAUAACGAUUAUCUGGAGCAAGUGGAGGACAUAGUGUAUAACCUGACAAACAACGUUGACGUGGAGAACACCAAGCUGAGGAUGGAGCAGUACCAGAGAGAGAACAGAGAUGUCAUCCAGAGAAAUAAGGCCAAGCUUACACGGGAGCAGGAAGAGCUGGAGGAGCUUCUGUUGCAGGAACAGCAGAGCAAUGAGCAGCGGCGACUGGAGGUGCUGCAGGAGGAGCAGAGGCAACUACAGGCCAAGAGGAAGAACAAACAGGCUCUGCUGGACGAACUGGAGCAGUCUCAGCUUCCUGCCACCCUUUUACUCGCUCAACACAAAGUUCGCGCUGCCCAGCUUGAGACCCAGAUAGAGCAGCAGAAACAGGCUGUGAAGCCCACCAGUCUAUUUUCAACUGGAAUCCAUAUGCGGCAGACGGUGUCUCUCCAGCCUGUUACCAAGAUAGAGGAUGUUCUUUACCACUACAGACCCCUCCAAGUUGAAACCUAUGGACCCCCGGUGCCUGAACUGGAGCAGCUGGGCAGACUCGGGCUAAUCAAUAUGCAGAUGAAACGCAUCUCACAAUUUUUGCUGCAUGCUGGAGCUCAGUGGAAGGAGGAAAAGCAGCCCCACCUCCCCUAGUGUCAGCAGUUCAGGGGUCCAGGAGGACCGAUGCUGGAGAGGAAGGACUCUGCCACAGAGAUAAAUGAGGCUCUGUUCAGUUCAGUGAAGAACACAAGUCCCUUUGGUGCAGGCUGCAGGCAGCGACACAGACAGCCCCCUACAGACAAACCACAACUCCCAAGAUGCAAUGUGCUGUUAAGUAAAAGAAGGGAAUAGUGCUGACAUUUCUGUGCUGCUGGCAGUUUGUGAUUCAGCUAAGUUGGAGAUUUUGCGAUGUACAUAGACGAUCAAGCCUGUAUACACACGCGCCCACAGGGUGCCCCGUAAAUGUGCUGUAGGCUUUAUGUCACACACACUCACCUUUUGUUAUUGGAGUCCCGGCCUUUUGGUCACAGUGGAACUCUUGCGAUGUGGUAAAUAUUCACAAGUGUGCGUGCACAAGAGAGAGAAUGCAGACAGCGUUGAGAGAGUGAAAAGUGAGUCCCCUGUGUAGAGCGUUGGACUACAGCUCCAGUCCUAUGACCUGUGAAGGGAAUUUGCUUUAAUGUGUGACGAGAUGUGGAUGCGCCUGAGUGUGGAUGAGGUAGAAGGGCCUGUGAAGGGGGCAGGUACUUAUUUUAAAACACGGCUGUUUGUCUUGGUCAAGGCUCACUGUGACAGCAGUUCCACUGGUGAUUUGUCUUGGACACAGCCAUCAAGUAAAACUGGAGGAUCGAGCUCAUACACCCCACCCCCCUCCCUGGUGGCCCCGGGGCCUCCAGGGCUCGUCUUUUGCACAGGAUGUCCAGUCAACACAGGACUGAGUGGAGCCAUGCCUUUUUUUAUGUCAACUUGCUCUUUUCUUCUGCACCACAUACCCCCCACCCCCCUUCUGAGUGUCUGUCUUUUUCGUCUUGUCCCUUUGCCCCCCAAAAAAACCGCAGGAGCGCAGCACGCCUGCCAGGAAAAAGAAAAGCCACACCUCUUUCACCGUGUCUCCUUCUCUGUCAGCUGUACCUGAAUAAAUAUGAGUUGAAGUGGACUCUUAUAUUAAAGACAGCUGCCUGGUUAUAGGAUGCAUGUUCAGGGGCCUCCAAAAGUGCCCAUUCAGCUUCCACCUCAGCAUCUACCCUCUCCGCUCACACAUACAUAUCGCGCUCUACAAACGCUCCUGUCCUGACGUGCAUAGGUGUGUUUGAUUUGCCACGGAGGAUGUGACCCCCCACUGUGUGAGGUUUUCUAUAAUGGCAGUAUAGAGCUGCCCAUCUCUUUGACUGGCACAUACCCAGAGCUUUGCGUGAGCUGUCAGAGUUAUGAGUAGACUGUGAAUGUAACGCUACAGCCUGUACUCCAAAUGUCCUGCCAUGGCUCCUUGCUUUUAUGUUGAACAGUAAAAGCCUUUAAUAAACAAAAUCAAAGUAAAAGUAAAUACCGCUUUGGAGACACAAACAGUAACAUAUGAUGUUUACAUUGACAUGGCUGCGAUAUGAAUCCCAGCACACAGCACUGUGGGACUCGAGUAGUAGCUGUUAAACUCGUGUCGCCAGCUGACAGCCAUAACCUUCAAACAAAUGGAUACAUCACAAUACACAGCACCUCAAAGACACGUUUACAUUACACUUACAAUAAGUUUUUGUGCUUGAGCUCUUGGAGGCAAAUGCUGGGGGUUCCAAAAUAAAAAAAAUAUUCUAUUUUUGUUUUGCGUAUGUAGAUGAGCAUCUGGAUCUGAGUUUGUUCUCUACCAGAAUACUUUUUAAGCGCUGACUGUGCAGGCGAUGAAAGACUGACUGGGAUCUUGGACAAGGACAAAUCAUAUGGGGGGAAAAAUAGGGGAAAGAGAAAUUGGCUGCGGAGUGCUGAAAAAAUGUGACUCAAACCUCAAGUGCUGACAAUGAAAGCAAUCCAGAACAGUUGUUUGUGUUGGCACAGGGUGCCCUGAAAUUAGCCCAUCUUUCUCUGACAGAGGUUGCUCAAUGCGCUCCGCCAAAUGCCAGUGUGUAUAAUAUUUUGAAGUUUUGCCUCCUCCCCCACUCCGCAUUGCUUUCUAUAAUUGGUGGAAAAAGUGAGGUUUUUCUCUGGGAGUGCUUGUCAGGCGUCCGUCUCUUGUCGGUGGGGAGAAGGGGAGCAGCUGAAUGGACGGAGUGUUUAGUCUAGCGCUCCUCUCCUGGGGAUGCACUUCUCUGCACAAGGAAGCAGUCCAAGGACCACUCUGUCUGAAGGGUUAAAUAGGCUUAGGUAGUUUGCUGUGACCUUCAUUCAUUAACGAAGACAAUCAGUCAGUUUUGUCUCCUGAACACUCAAGUUUGAAGUAGAUCAAUGUUCUCAUGGACAUACAGUUGCAGGAAGAAGUUCGAGCCUCUUUUGAAAUUGCCAGGAUUUCUAAAUUAGCAGCUAAUAAAAUGUAUCCCGAUCCCCACCAAAGUCACAAUUACAGACAAUUUGAUUAAACUAAUAACACUCAAAGCCUUUUUCAGACAUGCGAUACGUAGCUUUGGUGGCUUCUCCGAGCAUUUGAAGUUAAUAUGCAUGACCGCUUCAGUAACACAGAGAGAGCCAUGAUACAUGAGCAGUAUUCACUACACACACUAGAUGUACCCCAGCUUUUACAGGGUCACUGUUGUGCUAGCCACUGUAGAUAAUAGUCCUGCACUAGUUCAUCCAAAUCUUAUGCUUGUUGACUAAUCAGACUUUAUAUCUGACCUAUUAAGACUUCUAAAGUAUCCAUCAGGCACGCAUGAUUCUAAAUUGACUCUGGCAGAUAAAUUGCUUAAGUCUAUUUUAAAAAGCGCUAUAUGAAUGUAUGGAUAAUAGUAGCUUGUAAGUCACACUUGAGUUAUACUUUUCAUAUGUUUACUGAAAACAUUAAGUAAUCACUUAGUGUGUGGGUUAUAAAAAGUAAGUAAACCUUUUGAACAUAAUAGCAUGUAACACCUCACUUAGGAGCCUCUGUCAGGAAUUUCCUGUAGCACAAGCGUAUUUUGCACCGUUCCUCCCUCUAAAACUGUUUCAGUUCAUCAACAUUUCUAGGAAUUCUUCCUCAGACCACCCCCCCUUCAGGUUUAACCACGUUUUCUUUUUUCUUGGCUUGUGUGCUUUGGUUCAUCGUUGUCGUGUUGCGUUUACCAACCUGGCUGCUGCCCUGACGUUCUCCUCUAAAACUUUUGUGAUUCAGUUUUGAAUUCAUUUUUCCCUCAGUGAUUGCAAAAGGUUUAGACUCCAAGGUAACAAAGAGAUAAAACUCGAUGCUCCUUCCAACGUGCGGAAAUAGUUUGGUGCAUUUUUAUUUUUUCAAAGCAGAUUAAUGUCUGUCACACCAGUACAUUGUCCCAUGAGUACUGUGGAGUAUCUGGGUGGUCUGUGCUGCUCUAA